This is a messenger RNA of Pipistrellus kuhlii (Kuhl's pipistrelle), 1944 nucleotides long. It is a transcript of the gene BHLHE41, whose product is annotated as basic helix-loop-helix family member e41. The transcript is spliced from 5 exons. Gene Ontology annotation, cellular component: nucleus. Gene Ontology annotation, biological process: regulation of neurogenesis; circadian regulation of gene expression; anterior/posterior pattern specification. The record is from RefSeq and is a predicted model, not a curated record. Lineage: Eukaryota; Metazoa; Chordata; Mammalia; Chiroptera; Vespertilionidae. The coding region runs from base 444 to 1898 and encodes 484 amino acids. Gene Ontology annotation, molecular function: RNA polymerase II cis-regulatory region sequence-specific DNA binding; DNA-binding transcription factor activity, RNA polymerase II-specific; protein dimerization activity.
UCCCUCCCGCCCGCCGCUCGCUCUCCCUGGCAGACUUCUCCCGACGCCCCCUCCCGGCCCGGCCCCUCCCCUCCCGCCCCCCUCCGGGCCAGACCGCGGAUGGUACGUUCCGCACGUGAGCCGGGUGCUGGUCUGGCCGGCGACGCGCGUGCCCUGUGGCCAAACACUGCCCGGAGUGAGAGCAAACUACCAGCAGCGCCGAGGGGCCGGCGGGAGUGCGGGUGCGAGUGUAUGCGUCUGUGUGCAGGAGGGCGAGCGCGGCGGCAGGGGGGACCGACCGCUUCACACUUUCAGCCCUGCACUGAAGAGGGAGAGGAGAGACUGGAGACGCGCAGAUUCCCCCAAGAUCUCUCCAAGCUACCGUCCCACCGAUCAUAGAACAGGGGACCCCCCCUCCCCCCCCAAAAAAAGCGAAACAGAGGAAACACGGACAGCGGUGGAACAUGGACGAAGGAAUUCCUCGUUUGCAAGAGAGACAGUUACUGGAACAUAGGGAUUUUAUAGGCCUGGACUAUUCCUCUUUGUAUAUGUGUAAACCCAAAAGGAGCAUGAAGCGAGACGAUAGCAAGGAUACCUAUAAAUUACCGCAUAGAUUGAUAGAAAAGAAGAGAAGAGACCGGAUUAAUGAAUGCAUUGCUCAGCUGAAAGAUUUACUGCCUGAACAUCUGAAGUUGACAACUCUGGGGCAUCUGGAGAAAGCGGUAGUCUUGGAAUUAACUUUGAAACACUUAAAAGCUUUAACAGCCUUAACGGAGCAGCAGCAUCAGAAGAUAAUUGCUUUACAGAAUGGGGAGCGAUCUCUGAAAUCGCCCAUUCAGUCCGACUUGGACGCGUUCCACUCGGGAUUUCAAACAUGCGCCAAAGAAGUCUUGCAAUACCUCUCCCGCUUUGAGAGCUGGACGCCCAGGGAGCCGCGGUGCGUGCAGCUCAUCAACCACUUGCACGCCGUGGCCACCCAGUUCCUGCCCGCCCCGCCGCUGCUGGCGCAACAGGUCCCCCUGGGCAAGGGCCCCGGCGCGCCCUCGGCCGCCCCCGCCCCCGCCGCCGGGGCCAAGGCCGCCGCCCCCGGCCCGGAGCGCGCGGGCCAGAAGCUGGAGCCCCCGGCCCACUGCGUGCCCGUCAUCCAGCGGACUCAGCCCGGCGCCGCCGAGCUCGCGGCCGAGAACGACACGGACACCGACAGCGGCUACGGCGGCGAGGCCGAGGCCCGGCCCGACCGCGAGCGGGGCCAGGGCGCAGGGGCGAGCCGCGUCGCCAUCAAGCAGGAGCCCCCCGGCGAGGACUCGCCCGCGCCCAAGAGGAUGAAGCUGGACGCCGCCGGGGGCGGGGCGGCGGCCGCGGCCACCGCGCUCCUGGGGCCCGACCCCGCCGCCGCCGCCGCCGCGGCCGCCGCGCUGCUGAGACCCGACGCCGCGCUGCUCAGCUCGCUGGUGGCCUUCGGCGGAGGCGGGGGCGCGCCCUUCGCGCAGCCCGCGGCCGCCGCCGCCGCCCCCUUCUGCCUGCCCUUCUACUUCCUCUCGCCCUCGGCCGCCGCGGCCGCCUACAUGCAGCCCUUUCUGGACAAGAGCGGCCUGGACAAGUACCUGUACCCCGCCGCCCCGUUCCCGCUGCUGUACCCCGGCAUCCACACCCCGGCCGCCGCCGCCGCCGCCGCAGCCGCCGCCGCCGCCGCCGCCUUCCCCUGCCUGUCCUCCGUGCUGUCGCCCCCUCCCGAGAAGGCGGGCGCCGCCGCCGCCACCACCCUGCUGCCGCCGCACGAGGUGGCACCCCCGGGGGCGCUGCACCCCCCGCACCCGCACGGCCGCACCCACCUGCCCUUCGCCGGCCCCCGCGAGCACGGGAAGCCGGAGAGCUCUGCUCAGGAAGAUGCCUCGCAGCCAGGAAAGAAAGCCCCCUGAGGCCUGGCGCUCCAGGGUUCGCGCGGAAGAAUGAUAUGAAUACGUU